GCCGCCUGCAGCCAGCAGCAGAUGCAGGAUCAGCAGUCCCCAGCCACACAGGAGAUCAGCCACUAAUCUCACAGCAAAGCUGUCAGCUCCACGUCCACAAUAAGAGCCCAUCUUCAGGAGCAGGAGCCGAGAGGAAGCCUGCAGAAUGAGUGAACAGAGUAUCUGCCAAGCUCGUGCUUCUGUCAUGAUCUACGAUGACACCAGCAAGAAAUGGGUGCCAAUCAAACCCGGGCAGCAGGGCUUCAGCCGGAUUAACAUCUACCAUAAUACUGCCAACAACACCUUCAGAGUAGUCGGAGUCAAACUUCAGGAUCAGCAAGUAGUAAUAAACUAUUCACUUGUGAAAGGUCUGAAAUACAACCAGGCCACGCCAACCUUUCACCAAUGGAGGGACGCCCGGCAGGUGUACGGCUUGAACUUUGCAAGCAAAGAAGAGGCCACCGCUUUCUCCAACGCCAUGCUGUUCGCGCUCAACAUCAUGAACUCACAAGACGGAGGUCCUGCAGCUCAGCGCCAAGUCCAGAGCAUCCAGAAUGGACCCUCCCCGGACGAAAUGGAGAUCCAGAGAAGGCAAAUAAUGGAAGCGCAACUGCGACAAGAGACGCUGGAAAGGAGGACGUCGACCACAGUUUCCACCCUUCAGAUAAACGUACCUUCCUCCCCCACCCACUGCCAGUCUCCUCCUCCUGACUACAAUAACUACAGAACAUCUCCUUCCGCUGGCGCUAUCCCGCCACCAUCUUACGCCAAAGCUAUCUCUUCAGCAUCUCCUGUCCCCGAACCCAGUAAUCUGUCCUCUCAAAAGUCCUGUAACAGAACCAGCGAUUCCCCAGAGGUGCCGUCUCACAGUCUUUCCGGAUUCGAGCCUUCCUCUUCCCAAGCUUCUGCCUUUUCUCCAAUCUGGCCAAGUAACGGGACCCUAUCCCGAAGCGUCAAGCAGAUCUCCCUAUCCCCUCCAAACCCUUCCAGUUCCCAUUCUCCAUUAACUUCUUCUCAUCAGUCUGUAAAGCAUACCCCUGUGUCGUUUUCGUCCCGCUCUUCUUCUCCUGCUGUGGCUUCACCAGGCCUUCACCAGAACGUGUCUCCUCAACUCCUUAUUCCAGCGACUCUUCCCGUGAUACCUGCCCAGAACGUCAGGAACAGAGGAGGUCCUGACAAAAUGGUCCAAAACCCAAACGUACCUCAUCAGACAGGGCCAGAUGACCAAGCAGAUGAACCGCGCUCCACUCAGAUUCCAUUAAGUUCUCAGAAAGCCCAAGUUAAAAGCUCCGACCGUUCCUUUCUGUCCUGCCUAGAAACUGUACCCCUCCCUCAGUUGCCAGUCAUUGCCAGCCCGGCUGGGACCCUGACUCAUGCUUCCGCUCAACCUUUCCAUAGCUCCUGUCAACCGUCAUACCAGUCCUCAUCACAUUUUGUCUCAUUACCUCCUCCUUAUGCUGCUGUAUCUGAGCUGAAUUUGUCCAAGAGGACUACACAUUACAUGACAUCCGCCAUUUCCCAGUUAAGUCCCAUGGUCCCUCCUGGCCAUCCCUCCUCUACAACUAUGGUAGCUUCAGUUGGGGUAGCGCCUGCUCCAACCAGUGGACCUGCACCUCCGCCACCACCUGGUCCUCCACCGCCAUCAGGAGCUACCCCGCCACCUGCCCCUCCUUUACCAGCUGGGGGAAGCCAAGGGGUGGUGUAUGAAGAUAGCCCAGCGUCUGGGCUGGCAGCAGCUCUGGCCGGUGCCAAACUGAGGAAAGUACAACGGCCAGAAGAUGUUUCAGGAAGUUCUAGUCCCUGCGGAGCUUCCAAAACUGACGCCAAUCGAACAAGUAGCGGAGGAGGCGGAGGAGGAUUGAUGGAGGAAAUGAAUAAACUGCUGGCAAAAAGAAGAAAAGCAGCUUCACAGACAGAAAAACCUGGGGACAAAAAAGAAGAUGAAUGCCAAAAUGAAGAUGCCAGUCUCUCGUCUUCUCCCAACACGCGGGGUCCCACACCUCAGAACUCUGCAGACUUGGGGAAAAAACCAUGGGAGAGAAGUAAUUCAGUGGAAAAGCCUGUGCCCUCAUUACUGUCCAGAACCCCACCAGUGGUGAAGAGUCCUGAAGCUAAGAGCCCCAUACAAUCUCAGCCACCCUCUAGGAUGAAGCCUGUAAACAGCAGCAAUGACGUUUCAACGGACGCCUUAGACUUCGACCGAAUGAAGCAAGAAAUACUAGAGGAAGUUGUUAGAGAGUUACAUAAAGUCAAAGAAGAGAUUAUCGACGCUAUCAGGCAGGAACUGAGCAGAAUUAGUACAACAUAAUAAUGGAAGGAGUCGUCCGCUCCGGGAAUGUCCAGUGGAGUCCAAGCAGGGCUGAUGAUUUGCGUGUUGAAAUGGUCACUGAAUUAAAGGGGACAGCACCUGCACUCUCUUCCUCUCCCCCGUAGCAGACACACUUUGAAGCUUACAGCCUUGGAUUUUGCUUUAAAGUCUUACCAUGAAAGAAAAAAAAGAUUCAAAAAACAAUUUGACAUUUCUGAAUUUUAUUUUUAGACUUCAUCUGAUUUUGCACACACCGAGAUUUCGUCAGCCUUUUUUUUUUUUUUUGUAUGAUAUAUUUGCUUAUUUAAAUGUAUUAUUUUUCAUUUAGUAGUAGUUACGGGGAAAAAGAAAGAAAAAAAAAAGAGAAAUGUGAUCUAUUUGCUUUAUUAGGACGACUUCAGAGUAAUUUAACCGGUAGUCUGCAGUGUUAGGACCCUUUCUUGCCAACCGAAUUUUAUUGCAGAAUCACAAAGAACCAGAAAAUCACUUUACAAAAAGAAAAAAAAAAAAUGAAAAAAAUCGUACAGUGACAAAAUAAAGAUAUAAAAAAAAAGAAGAUUUCCACUUCCAUCACAAUAUUACAAUGGUACAUCAGUGCACCGCAGUAGCUGUAUUCAUAUUGGUAAUAAAUUGUUUAUUGUCCA
Messenger RNA from Bufo bufo (common toad), 2931 nucleotides. It is a transcript of the gene EVL, whose product is annotated as Enah/Vasp-like. Bases 146 to 2287 code for a protein of 713 amino acids. Gene Ontology annotation, biological process: actin polymerization or depolymerization; positive regulation of actin filament polymerization; protein homotetramerization. Gene Ontology annotation, cellular component: cytoskeleton. Gene Ontology annotation, molecular function: profilin binding; actin binding; SH3 domain binding. The record is from RefSeq and is a predicted model, not a curated record. The transcript is spliced from 17 exons. NCBI's taxonomy places the organism in Eukaryota, Metazoa, Chordata, Amphibia, Anura, Bufonidae.